UGACUGUUAGCAAUAAACAUCUCAACAUUACAAUUUAAAUCUUUUGGGAAAUUUUUCAUCGUGACGGCGCUGAGUAUCCAUUAUUAAAUGCUUUUUUGUCAUUCAUUUAUUAAAUAUUAAUUCCUUUUUGCUAGAUUUUUUCCAUCUGAACUAAAAUUAUUUAUCACCAUGGGAGACACUUGGGAUGAUCCUAGCCCUGUACCAAUGGCACAGGAAUUGCCCGAAAUUAAACUUUUCGGCAAAUGGAGUUCGAGUGACGUGCAAGUUAGCGAUAUAAGUUUAACGGAUUACAUUGCUGUAAAAGAAAAAUAUGCUAGAUAUUUACCACAUUCUGCUGGAAGGUUUGCUACAAAACGUUUUCGAAAAGCUCAGUGUCCUAUCGUAGAGAGGUUAACAAAUUCAAUGAUGAUGCAUGGUCGAAACAAUGGAAAGAAACUUAUGGCUGUCAGAAUCAUCAAACAUGCAUUUGAAAUCAUUCAUCUUAUGACUAAUGAGAAUCCUCUUCAAGUUUUAGUAAAUGCCAUUAUCAACAGUGGUCCCAGAGAAGAUUCUACCCGUAUUGGUCGUGCAGGAACUGUGAGAAGACAGGCUGUUGAUGUGUCCCCCCUUCGACGAGUCAAUCAAGCAAUCUGGCUUUUGUGUACUGGUGCUCGAGAGGCAGCCUUCAGGAAUGUCAAAACAAUUGCCGAAUGCUUAGCUGAUGAAUUGAUGAAUGCCGCUAAGGGAUCUUCAAACAGUUAUGCAAUUAAGAAGAAAGACGAAUUGGAACGUGUUGCUAAAUCUAAUCGUUAAAUUUCUAGUAAACUAUUCUUGUGGUCAAAUAAAGUUUUAUUUGCCAGAA
Messenger RNA from Parasteatoda tepidariorum (common house spider), 841 nucleotides. RefSeq names its product small ribosomal subunit protein uS7. Lineage: Eukaryota; Metazoa; Arthropoda; Arachnida; Araneae; Theridiidae. The record is from RefSeq and is a predicted model, not a curated record. Gene Ontology annotation, biological process: translation. Gene Ontology annotation, cellular component: small ribosomal subunit. Gene Ontology annotation, molecular function: RNA binding; structural constituent of ribosome.